UAUUUGCAGGAAAUUUCGAAGGGAUGGGUGCAGCCACCUUCAUAUUUGUCCCGCAUUUGCGUGUGCUUAUUUAUCACGCAUAGCGAUAAUAUUCCUGAUAUCGACCGCGGUUGUGCGGCGUGCGCUCGUGCGCGGGGGCAGCCCCUUCAGAAGGCAUGCAUCAGGCAGGCGGUCUGCUGAAAAAUUUGCGUGGGAGUUCCCUUCAAAGCCCCCUCCUUCUUCCUCCCUGGCGGUCUCUCCCUCCCUCUCCCGUGCAUCCUCCCCCACAGCAGCAGCAGCAGCAGCAGCUUAGCCCAGCAUCCUGCUUUCUCCAGCAUCCAGCAUCCACCCGAGCCUCGGAAAGAAGCAGCAUCAAGUCCUACCCUGGCACAGCCGCUCCGACCCUCGGAGGAGGAAGAGGAGGAGAAGGAGGAGGAGGGGGGACUCAUCCUCACCAUCCGAGUGAUGCCACAGCAUCAAUUGCAUUCGGAGCAGCAGCGCUGAGAGUUGAUCUUGUAUUUCAGCGCGUUCGGGAAAGAGGGAAGCGUUUCCAGACAGCCGCAAACUGCCCAUGAAGAUGUCCAACGCUGACAUCGUCCUAAACGCCGCCGAUCGGGUGGUGAAAUCUGUCCCCUUCCCCCUCAGCCAUCGCCUUACCAUGAAGGAAGUGUUCGACUGUGAAGGGAAACCCCGAGUGGAUCUCCUGAAGGCUCACCUUACCAAGGAGGGCCGCGUGGAGGAAGCCGUGGCGUUGCGAAUCAUCAACGAAGGAGCGGCAAUCCUGCGCCAGGAGAAAACCAUACUGGACAUUGAGGCGCCGGUCACAGUUUGUGGGGACAUUCACGGGCAGUUCUUCGACCUGAUGAAGCUUUUCGAAGUGGGCGGAUCACCAGCCACGACACGCUACCUGUUCCUGGGGGACUAUGUCGACCGUGGCUACUUCAGUAUUGAGUGUGUUUUAUAUCUUUGGUCACUGAAAAUCCUCUAUCCAAAGACACUAUUUUUACUGCGUGGAAAUCAUGAAUGUAGACAUUUGACAGAAUAUUUCACCUUCAAACAAGAAUGUAAAAUCAAAUAUUCGGAGCAGGUGUACGACUCAUGCAUGGAUGCUUUUGACUGCCUUCCUCUGGCUGCGCUCAUGAACCAGCAGUUUCUGUGCGUCCACGGCGGACUCUCACCUGAAAUACACACCUUAGAUGAUAUUAAAAAGUUGGAUCGGUUCAAGGAGCCGCCGGCUUUCGGGCCCAUGUGUGACCUGCUGUGGUCGGAUCCUCUGGAGGACUUUGGCAAUGAGAAAACGCAGGAAUAUUUCAGCCACAACACAGUACGAGGUUGCUCCUACUUUUACAGUUAUCCAGCUGUUUGUGAGUUCCUACAGAGCAAUAACCUAUUAUCAAUUAUCCGAGCGCAUGAGGCACAAGAUGCAGGUUACCGGAUGUAUCGUAAAAGCCAGACCACAGGAUUCCCAUCCCUCAUCACCAUCUUCUCUGCACCAAACUACUUGGAUGUUUACAACAACAAAGCUGCUGUACUCAAAUACGAAAACAACGUCAUGAACAUCCGACAGUUCAACUGCUCACCUCAUCCCUACUGGCUGCCAAACUUCAUGGACGUCUUCACCUGGUCGCUGCCGUUCGUUGGAGAGAAAGUCACAGAGAUGCUGGUGAAUGUGUUGAGUAUAUGCUCCGAUGACGAGCUAAUGAAUGAUGAAGAUGAGAUAUUCGACGCCAAUGCAGCUGCGGCACGCAAGGAGGUGAUUCGAAACAAGAUCCGUGCAAUUGGGAAAAUGGCCAAGAUGUUCUCGGUCCUCAGAGAGGAGAGUGAAAAUGUGUUGACGCUCAAGGGCCUGACGCCCACCGGCAUGCUGCCGAGCGGGGUUCUCUCUGGGGGCAAACAGACGCUGCAGAGUGCCACCAUUGAAGCCAUUGAAGCCAUCGAGACGAGUGAUGAGGACGGAGAAGCCAUCCGUGGCUUUUCCCCCCAGCACAAGAUCACCAGUUUCGAGGAAGCCAAGGGCCUGGACCGCAUCAACGAGCGCAUGCCCCCGCGCAGGGAUGGAGUCAACCAUGUGGGUCACUCCAUGGGAAAGAUGAAUAUGUCCGAGGCGAACGGCACGGAUGACAACAGCAACAUCCAGUGAGCCUCGGUUGGUGAUGGUGGUGGUUGUGGUGGAGCUAGGAAGGGGUAGUGGGGGGGGGGCUCCGACCUUGCAGAUAAUCCACCCCCCCCCCCCCCGCCCCCGUGCAGUGAGACGUUGCCAAAUCGAAAUUCAGGCCUCAGAACAUAGAAACACAAAUGGGGCCAUAUCAGACAGACAGAAGGGGAUCUGCAGCAAAUGUAAAAUGAGGAAAAAGGUCAUUUAUUUAGUGACAGAAUGUGAAGGUUGAGGGCGGGGGCCUGAGGGCUGCCGUGUAGUUAAAAGUUGUCCGCUUGUUGUUCCCUCUCUCUGCUCAAUUACAGACUGAACUAAGUCGGACAUUGUUUCGUGGACACGUGACCGGCAAAAGGCAACAUUUCAGUAUCCGUGCCAUGCAAAUGAUUUUAUUCUUUUUUUUUUUAAUGUUUAUAUCAAGUCAUUCACAGAUUCACACCUUGGGGAUAUUUAUCUUGCUUUGAGAGUAUUAUAUCAGAACACCUUGGGGAGGGGGGGGGGGGAGUAGCAGUGAUUUUGUCUGGCAACAAACUGCUUUUGGAUACUUCAAAAUGUGCCCAUUCAAAUUUUCCAAACCAAUCUACCAAAAAAAAAAAAAGACAAAUAAAUAAAUAGUGUUAAUAAUGAAAUGAAACUUUAGAGAUCAUGCUGUGUGGCAGUCAUCUUUUUUUGGAUACAAACCAUAUUUGGCUACUUGAGCAUAUUUGGAGACGUACAAGUCAGAAGAUGUCACAGGUAAAUCAUAAUCUGACAAUAUUGUCACAACAUUACACCGGAGGCUAAUCAUGACCUUUUUGGAAAAGUUAACAAAGGUAGAAAAUGCCCCCUAACAAUGAGGAAUUCCCAUGAAAUUGAAUGGCUAAUCUGUGAGGAUUAUUUUAUUUAUUUACCUUGUAUUGAUAUUUUCUUGAAAGAUGAGCAUUAAAAAGUCACUGCAGUGUGAGAUUAAACCUCCACAUGACUCGCCGCCAGUCAUCUCCUAGCAACUCGGAGGAGUUGAGGGCAGAAAAGUGGGGGAUGGGGAGACUUAAUCUCCUCGGUAUCUACAGUAUCUAUUAAGAGAAUGUGAAAUGGGAUGCAUUUUUUUAUUUUCAUAAAAGCCGUCCUCAAAGAGACAUUUGCACCUCACUGCAUCAUUUGUGGUCACGUUGGCAAUGCAUGGCAUUACCUCGCACAUCCUCACUUUCUGGAAAGACAAUAAAAAAAAUACUCGAGCAUCCUCCUCCACUGAAGAAGCUUCAGCAAUCACGCCUGCAUUGCUACAAAACAGAGACAAAGAAGGAAAGAGAUUUGGGGGUUUUUAUAAUAUAUCCUGCUUGUCCAGCACUGCUCGAGAUGUGUGCUGUCACUCAGGUGUGCAUUCGCGCCUCAUUUUUUUUUCCACCCCCGCAUAUGAGUUUUAAAUGUGUAUUAGCUAAAGAAAGAACUUUAUCAGUACGAGAAGUCGACAAAUUUAAAGGUACGUGUAUUGUAUUAUCUUAAAUUAUAAGGGGCAGGGUCAUUUAUUGUUAAAUGACAAAUCUGACAGUGGAACUUCACAAAGGUGUCCACACUGUGAUUAAAAGAAACAUUUUUUUUUUCCUGCAAUUUAAUAAUUAAAAAAUGAUUAACUGCUUGUUUUAUAUAGAAUUUGGAAAGUCACUAAAGUAGGAAGCCCGAACUUGAAGUAAAAUGUUUCACAUAUUUUAAAAUGUUUUAUUUUUUUUAAACGUUAUUCUAAAGGAAAAAGGUGCAGUCUGUGACUCUGGGAUGGACAAAACAGUGUUUUUUAAACACGGCAUCAAUGGUAUGGAACGCAUCGAUGCAUGCAGUUAAGUUCCUAAUUGUAACGUGAGAUUAUAAUUGUGAUACUGUAGUCGUGAUUCAAAUAGUAAACUUGAAUUAUUUUAUGAUUAAAUUCAAUUUGUUGUUUCAUUUGUCUUGUUUUAUAAAUUUGAUAAAUAGGCUUCCUUCUUGUUUUUGUCCAUUUUUUUUUUACGUUACUUAUUACCUCUGCUUUUAAUUUUAUAUUGAGUCGUCGUAUGCAGGGAUGCCCUUCACAGGUGUGAAGCCUUGUUUACAUUUCUGUUGUACUGAUGUACAGAACAUGUUUAAUAGUGUGAAUGAAUAUAAUCUCAGUGAAAAGCUACUUUCAGGCUGCCAAAGCAUGAUAGCAUGGUUUUCAGAUGUAAAUUAAUGGGACACCAAGAAAAUCACGUGUCACACUUACGUUGAACAAGAAACUGUACUGGUUCUAUUUACUGCUGAUAUUACCAUUAUUGUUACAAUUUAAUCUUAUGGUUCUUUUCCUUCCUCUUGUUCUGGUUCUUGUAUGGUCUACAUGCAUAUUUUGACAAAAAUAAUGGAUUUUUUCUUGCAUUUUAAAAAAAAAUAUCUCUAGAGAUAUGUUUUGGCAUUUGACUACCUAAAUGAUACACACAUUGUAAGCAUGCCCUAUGGGACAAAUUUCUCUCUAUCGCUCUCUCUCUCUCUUUUUUUUUUUUUUUUUUUUACUCUUGAAUAAAAUAUGCAUGAACAAAA
Hippocampus zosterae (dwarf seahorse) is the source of this 4651-nucleotide messenger RNA. It is a transcript of the gene ppp3ca, whose product is annotated as protein phosphatase 3, catalytic subunit, alpha isozyme. Gene Ontology annotation, biological process: calcineurin-NFAT signaling cascade. The coding region runs from base 551 to 2119 and encodes 522 amino acids. Gene Ontology annotation, molecular function: calmodulin binding; calmodulin-dependent protein phosphatase activity. NCBI's taxonomy places the organism in Eukaryota, Metazoa, Chordata, Actinopteri, Syngnathiformes, Syngnathidae. Gene Ontology annotation, cellular component: cytoplasm; calcineurin complex; cytosol. The transcript has 14 exons. The record is from RefSeq and is a predicted model, not a curated record.